AUGCCAUUUUUAUUCAAAAAUAUAAGACUAAUUGAAUAUGAAUAUUCCAAUGCCAGUGAUUUUGAUGUUGUCAGUAAAGUAGUACCAAACUCCUUUUAUACAAUUCCAAGUCAUUGGGAUAAAUAUAGAAAUUUAAAGAGAGAGGCUUAUUGGGGACAGCAACAACAUGUUUCAUCAGGAUUUAGAAUUUAUGAUGUGGAAUCUACAAUAGUUGAUAAGGUUUGCCUUUUCAAUUUUUUAACCUCAAAAGGAUGUGAAAUUAGUGGUGAUGUUAAUGAAUGGUUAAUGAAUAAAUUACUGGAACAAGUGAUUGCAGAGAAAGAAACAGAGAAGUUGAAAGCAGAAAUUAGAAAAAUUCAAGAUCGAAAUAUUCAUGUAGAGGUUUCAAAUAAACCAAUAAUUACUGGUACUUCUAGUAAACAAGGCUCGACAGAAGAAACAAAUAAACCAAUACGAAAAGAUAGAGAAAAAAAACAAAUUAAUGUCAGCUCUUCUUUCGGAUUGGUAUGUUCUAAUUGUGAGCAAAAUUUUGUUCAACCUAGAAAGUCCCGUAGGUCAACAAAAAAUUUGUCACAAUUAACUUCUCAAUCAAGAAAGGCUAAUGGAGAGAGAUUAUAUUUUGGUGUGGAUGAAUUAUUACAAUCCAAUGGCCAAACAAUGAAUGAUUUUAUUGAUUAUUUGUUUGAAAGAGAUAGUGAACUAAUAUUUAGGAAAUUGCAGGAGAGGUCACAAAAUUCAAAAGACCUUAAUGAAAUAAUAAUGAAAAUUUCAAACAAAGAUUUAUUAUCUAAUUAUGAUGCCACUAGCUCUGUAUAUUUUACAGAUAAGAAUUUAUUAUCAGAUGGAUUAUAUGAUGAAAUAGUUAAAUUUUACAAUUUACAGAACAUAAUGAUUUCUGUAAAUGAGCUUGCUGAUAGGAGAGGUGAAAUUGAUUUGGAAAUAAUUGAUAGAUACAAGAUCACAUCUGAUUCUAAUGGAAUACAUCUUGAUCCUGGCUUGGUUUUAAAUGAUGCUCUUAUAAUGUUAGAAAACGAAGAUAUUUCCAUACCAGAGAAAUUAGAAUUGAAAUUAUUUUGGGAUGGAAGAGCUGGAGGGGAGGUUGUUUGUUGCUUUGUAAUUUUAAAUUCUGAACUUUCCACUCAGUGUAGGAACAAUGUAUUCAUUACUGAUAUGUAUAAGGGGAAAGAAACAAAAGCUAAUGUUUUCUGCUAUUUUCAAAAAACCAUGACAUAUUUUAAUGAUUUAAAGACUAUAACAUACAAAUCAGAAAAAACAGGACAAUCAAAAGAUAUUCCUUGCACAAUGUACGUAUGUACGGAUUUAAGUGCAUUAUGGAAGAUUUCUGACAUCAAACGAAACUUUGUGUGUCCAUAUUGUCCCUGUGUAUAUGAUGAUAGAAUGGAGAAGGAUUUUGCUUUUGCUCCCCCAGCUCAUUAUUUUCAAAAAUUUCCAAAUUUAUUCACCAAUGUAGUUAUUGACAUACUUCAUGCAAAAUUGAGAAUUGUUGGCUGUUUGUUAUCCCUUCAAAUUUCUAAGAUGACAGUGUCAGGAAUUAAAUCCCUCGAAGCUAAAAUUCAGAAAUUGAAGGGAAUGUCUCAAUUUCAAUUUAGAAAGAAACAACCUGCCACAACACUUGCUCUACAAGCGACAAAUGACAAAAUUGAAUUAGAAGUUCCUUAUAUGAAUGCAGAUCAAGCUGAUAUGAUUUUGUUAAAUUAUGAAUCAAUUAUGAUGGAAUCAUUAUCGGAUACCCAAUUUAAUGAUAAUGAUUUUAAAGUGUGGUCAUCACUUAGAUUCAUAAUAUAUCAUUACCUUGAAGCCAGUCAAGGGCUAUUGGAUUUGAAUUUUAAGAAAGAAGAAUUGAAAGAGUAUUUGAGUUUCACUAAAAAGGUUUUAAGAGAAGCCUUUCCAAAUGAUCAACUUGCUUACUAUAUUAAUAUUAUUUUGUAUCAUUUACCGGAUCUUUUGGAAAAGUAUGGAAGCUUAACAAAAUAUAUGAAUCAAGGAUGUGAAGCAUAUCAUUCCCUUGGUAGAAUGAUAGGUCAAAGAAAAUCAAAUCAUAAAGGUAAAUUCAAUUUACCUUCCUUUGCAGAAUCUAUUUUGCUUCCUACACGUACGUUAUACAUGUCCUCCAAGUUCAAAAAGAAAUGGCACGGAUUGAAAACAAAUCCUAAUAUGCAGAUUAGUUCAGAAUGGCAAACAACAUUGGCAACUUUAAAACAAGAUUUCGAGAAACUGAAAUCAUGUUCUGAAAGUUUGUCAGAUUUUAGUGAAGAAAAGAAAAAUUCUGUAUAUUGCCAUGUUCAAAAGAAUAUUUGGAAAAAAAUAGUUAUUGAGAACGAACCACCUGAAGCUGAUGAAUCAGAUUCAGAAGGCAAUAAGGAAGACAACAACAAAAUUAAGAAGAAUAAUACGGUUAGAAGAAAAAUUAAAAAGAGAAUUCAGACAAAACUCAAAGAAAGGAAUGUUGAUUUAAAUGGAACAGAAUUCAGAAGUUCGUGUGACUCAUGUGUUAAGUUGAAAAUUAGAUGCAAUAGUGGAAAGCCUUGUAUUCAUUGUAAACGUUUAAAUAAGGAAUGUGUUUAUUCCACAAAACAAAAAUGUGGAAGGAAGAAACGAAUUCAACAAGAGGCUAAUAUUGAAGAUGAUAUAAGUUUAAGAAAGGAAACAAGAACAUCCAGUUCAAUAUCUGAAUCUUCACCUAACUCAAUAAUUGUUAGCCAAGAUAAUCCACAUUCAAUCGGAUCUUUUGAUAAUUUUUUAGAGGAAGACGAUAUUUGGAAUUUAAAUAGUCUUCCAUGCAAUGAGGAACCCAUUGGUCAAAAUGAUUAUGAUUUCAUGCAUGAUUUCUUUUGUGAAGACCUAUUUAUGAAUUCAACACAAGACAAUUAA
Molecule: messenger RNA, 2892 nt
Organism: Naegleria gruberi
Lineage: Eukaryota; Heterolobosea; Eutetramitea; Acrasida; Naegleriidae
Exons: 1
Coding region: 1-2892 (963 amino acids)
Biological process (GO): regulation of DNA-templated transcription
Molecular function (GO): DNA-binding transcription factor activity, RNA polymerase II-specific; zinc ion binding
Source: RefSeq, a predicted model, not a curated record